Molecule: messenger RNA, 741 nt
Organism: Symbiodinium pilosum
Lineage: Eukaryota; Dinophyceae; Suessiales; Symbiodiniaceae
Source: the annotation of a GenBank genome assembly
GCAGUCUUUAUGCGCCGUGAGCGUGCGGUGAAGUUCUGGAUGGACAGAGAGUCCCUCGAUCGCAAGUCCGCUCUAGAACGAUGGGACUUGGAAGUCGAGCAGUCGAAGCACAGGGACCAAGCCGGUCCUGCAGAAAGCAGACUUCGCAUUCCUGUCAAGAUUGAGGAUUUCUUGGUGGUCGAGGACAGUGACAUCUACGAGAAAGAGAAGCUCCUUGAGCACAAGCGGACGAAGUACAAUGAGGAGCAGGACAUGCUCAUGGAUGAUGCGCUUGAGUCUGGCCGGGCAGCAGCCUCUUCAGGCAUUGAUCGAAUGGGUGUGAGUAAUCUGGAGAACACAGGCUUGAUCUCCGCUACCUUCGGCAGGAAGGCUGUGCUGAGUGACACUGCUGCAGCCUUCCAGGCACCGCAUGAUGGCCCAGGAAGUCAGCCUGACCAGAAGACCCCCAAAAAGCUGGCUGCGUUUGAUGUUGGUCUUGAGCGCAUUGUUUUGAAAGACAGGCUCGUCACUGCAUUGGACAAGGAGUUGGGAUCGUUGCGUGGUGUCAUGGAAUCCACACUGGCGACUUUGCAGGACCCAAGCUUUCAGGCUGCGCUCGUCGACAGUGUCGCUGAAUGCUUGAUUGGCAGCUACACGGCUGGGCAGACCGACGUUGAUCAGAUCGCAGCGGAUCAGGACAGCCAGAGGCUUCUUCGCUGCCUCCAGACUACGCCAGCUGAGCUGCCGGACAUUUUCAAGAAC